Fusarium verticillioides 7600 is the source of this 923-nucleotide messenger RNA. RefSeq lists its product as hypothetical. The record is from RefSeq and is a predicted model, not a curated record. The coding region runs from base 1 to 768 and encodes 255 amino acids. Gene Ontology annotation, cellular component: mitochondrial ribosome; mitochondrial large ribosomal subunit. Gene Ontology annotation, biological process: mitochondrial translation. Gene Ontology annotation, molecular function: structural constituent of ribosome. The transcript is spliced from 2 exons. Lineage: Eukaryota; Fungi; Ascomycota; Sordariomycetes; Hypocreales; Nectriaceae.
AUGUCAAUGGCAGCUUCCAGUACGAUACGGCCAUUGGCCGGUCGACUUAUCCAGACCUCAUCAUCAAAGGUCUCCGCCACCACAUCUCGAGUCGCCUACUUCUCCACGACCGCACCGCAAUGCAAACGAAAGACAAAAGACAAUAACCCCAAGCGAGGUGUGAGUAGUCUGUACGGAUCAGGACCUCGCGAGCCUCUGUCAAUGUCAAACAUCCCGCUACCGAAGCCACGGCAGUUCAAGCCCAGGAUCAAGGUCGACCCUGAUCAUGGUUUGUGGGGAUUCUUCCCAGCACAAGGAAAGACAUUGGCAACACCCAAAGAGACUGAGGAGCAUGGACGUGCAUGGUCUGUCGAGGAGCUGCGAAAGAAGUCGUGGGAAGAUCUACACUCUUUGUGGUGGGUGUGUUGCCGAGAGAGGAACAUGCUAUCUACAUCAAGGCAAGAGCUCAUUCGAUCCAAGAUGGGAUUCGGUGAGCGAGAGAUUGAUACUCGAGAUGAGGAGGUCCUGAAGACACAGCGAGCCAUAAAGCACGUCUUGACGGAGCGAUAUUACACAUGGCAAGACGCCGUCGGUGUCGCCAUGAGCGACCCCGAGAUCAACUUCGAGGGCGCGGAAGGUCAAGUCUACACACCAUCGGCUUAUGAAGAUGAGGUUGAUGUUGCUGAGUGGACACAACCAGAGGCCGAGUCAGAGGCGGCCAAGCAGAUUGAUCCUGUUGCCACAGAAGAACAGGAGGCCAAGAUCGAGAAGGAGUUGAAGAAGCAAUAAGAAACCGUUACAAGCGAGACGACGUCAUGUACUAUCUGAGUGAUGGGAGAGGUGGUGGUGCUCUAUGAUGUCCGAUUAGGGACAGGUUGACAUAUUCGUCGUGUACAUCUAGGAUAUGUAAGAUACAGUAGACGAAACACACAUGUAUAUGCGAG